AUGCGUGCUUUCAUUGUAUUGUGCUUGGUGGCUGUUGCCUGCGCCGACAAAUUGGGCUAUAACUAUCACCCAGUUGGCCAUUCCUCCAGUGGAUUGUCUUUCACCCCCGGCUCUGGUGCUUCCUACAGCGGCAAUUCAGGUGCUUCCUUCGGUUCAGGCUCUGGUUCCAGCUUUGGUUCAGGCUCCUUCGGUUCGGGUUCCUCCAUCGGUUCCACCUUCGGUUCAUCGGGCUCCUCAUUCGGAUCUGGUGCUUCUUAUGGUGCUGCCAGCAACAAUGUUGGUUCCUAUGCUGCUCCAGCCGCAACCUUAGAAAAGGAAUUCUACACUUUCUCUGCCAAUGAUGCUGACUUCAAUGAACCCGCUGCCUCCAACAACUUCAACGCCAUUAUCAAGAAAAAUCUCCGUGUUAUCUUCAUUAAGGGACCCGAAAACAAUCACUUGGAAGAUGCCGUCCUCGGCUUGGCCAAACAAGCUGCUGAACAAAAGACCGCCAUCUAUGUCCUCAACAAACAAACUGACCUCUCCGGUUUGGCCGAAAAGAUCAACACCGUCAGCACCAACGUCAACCACAAACCUGAAGUCCACUUUGUCAAAUACCGUACCCCUGAAGAUGCCGCCAACGCCCAACGUGCCAUCCAAAGCCAAUACGACAGCUUGGGUGGUACCUCUCAAAGCUUCAAUGGAGGUGUUGCUCCUGCCUUGAACUUCGCUUCCCAAUCAACUCGCAUUGCUCCUGGUGCCUUUGCUGCCCCCAGCGCUACCUAUCUUCCCCCAUCUGUCUUGCGUCGUCUCCGCCACAAAUAAAUUAAUUAUUAAUAUUUAAUAAUUACUUUAUUUAGU
This is a messenger RNA of Musca vetustissima, 840 nucleotides long. RefSeq lists its product as uncharacterized. Lineage: Eukaryota; Metazoa; Arthropoda; Insecta; Diptera; Muscidae. The transcript is spliced from 2 exons. The coding region runs from base 1 to 804 and encodes 267 amino acids. The record is from RefSeq and is a predicted model, not a curated record.